Pocillopora meandrina is the source of this 897-nucleotide messenger RNA. The record is from the annotation of a GenBank genome assembly. NCBI's taxonomy places the organism in Eukaryota, Metazoa, Cnidaria, Anthozoa, Scleractinia, Pocilloporidae.
CAGGAAUCGUUCAAGAUUCGCCUGAUCACGACUGAAGAAGAAAUGCAAAGGUUUACAAUAAAACCAAUGGCGAAGGAAGGCUGGCGGCCGGGCUUAAAGGACGCCGAAUUGUUUCUCGCUUGUGAUCCCACGGCAGCUUUCGUUGGUGAACUGAACGGGAAACCCAUAGCCACUGUUAGAAUUUCAAAAUAUGGCGAUAGCUUUGCUUUCAUCGGAGCUUAUCUGGUGGACAAGGCAUAUAGAGGAAAGGGUUACGGUUUGAAGAUCUUCAAUGCCGCCGUGUCAAGUGUGAAGCCAACCAGCAACAUCGGAUUAUAUGCUUUGCUUCACCUCGAGAAAAUGUAUGAAAGAAGCGGAUUUCGAAGUCACUUUCAUGCGGCACGCUAUGACUUCCAUCUCCCGACAACCAUAGCCUGUUUCCCUGAAAUACUGGAGAAAAUUUCCGUAGAAGUCAAAUCUAUAGAGGACGUAGAACUAGAGAACAUAUUUCGGUACGAUACGCAUGUGUUUGGCUUCGAACGUAGCGCGUUCUUAUCGAGAUUACUUCGUGCAGAGGGUACCCUUGGAUAUGUGGCCGUCAACAAUGACGGUUUAACCGUGGGUUACAUCUCUGCCCGACCGACUUUUCUUCAAGAGGAAGGUUACUUAAUAGGACCUCUGUUUGCGGAUUCUAAAGCCAUCGCAGAGAGGCUACUGAAGGCAUUGUUCGAAAAGCUUUCUCAUGAAGAGAAAGCUGCCCCAUUGGUUUGCAUGGAUGCCUCAACAAAGCAAGGCAUGGAACUUGGAGAAGAACUUCAAGGAAAAAAGGUGUUUGAUUUGGUUUACAUGGUGACAAAGGGUCUCCCUAAUACCUGUUUGGAAAAGCAGUUUGGUGUCACUAUUGUUGACCUUGGAUGA